Epinephelus moara (kelp grouper) is the source of this 4183-nucleotide messenger RNA. It is a transcript of the gene nlrc3l1, whose product is annotated as NLR family, CARD domain containing 3-like 1. The transcript is spliced from 7 exons. Lineage: Eukaryota; Metazoa; Chordata; Actinopteri; Perciformes; Serranidae. The record is from RefSeq and is a predicted model, not a curated record. Bases 145 to 2430 code for a protein of 761 amino acids.
AGAACGACACAGAAGAAGAAACUUUGACUUCCUGUAUCCAACUGAAGGUACAGACAAGUUACUGUCCUGAGACCCUCCCUGGGGAAAGAAAUUUCUCACUGAAUGAGCUCAUCAUGUUAGUGUUGGGCUGACCCUUCCUAUGACAUGAUGGAUGACAGUGAAUUGGAGGCGAUAGCCACGCCAUCAGGCAGCUCUUCCAUUGGGGAUGCAGUAUCUGGUAGAGCACAGAGUGUGCCUGAUGAAGGUGAAGAUGACGAGCUCUACUACAUCCCAGAGAGACGACCUUCUCUGGACCUGGGACCGAGUCCAAUGGAUACCAGCCACUGGCAUUAUGUGGACCAGGCCUCUGCUCCACCUCUGAGCUACAAUUCAAUGACAAGUGAGGAGAACUUAAGCACCAUGGAUGUCGACGAUGGAUCCUCUACGAGGGUCCAGCUGGACAGAGCAGAUUCAUACUCAAGCUGCUACUCCUUUGACAGUGACGACUGUGAAAAAAGAAUCCCCAGGGUUAAAAGCAACGAUGAUGCAGUCUCAGAGCCUUCUGGCACACCCGAGUUAAUCCAAGACCCAAAUGCGAUCAGGCAUCCCUCACUGACAGUGGCUUUCACUUUUAAGGCUAUUUGUGCAACCCUUGGGAAGCUGACUGAAGCAGACUUUAAGAGAUUCAAGAUGAUGCUGUGGAAGCGUUACCCACAGUCAUUCAACACUCCUCCCCAAAGCAUGGACAUGGUGGACCUUGUGGACCGGUUACUUGAGUGUUAUGACCUGGAGGUGUCUUUGCAGAUCACCAGAACCCUUCUUGAGGAAAUGGAGCGAAAUAAUAUCAUUGAUUUUCUCCAGACUUUGUGCAUCAGAAAUGAAGUACGUCACGAGCUAAAGGAGACUCUGAAGAGGAUCUAUGGCAAAGUGUAUGAGGACUGGGCCAUGCAGGGAGAGAAAAGGCCUCUUGAUGAUGUCUUUACUAAUCUCCACAUAACCUCAACAUCCAAUAAUGGCCCAAAUCUUGAACAUGAGGUCCUGACCAUAGAAAAGCUGGACACCAACCACAAGGAAGGGAAACUGCUUUCUACUGGGGAUAUCUUGAGCGCUGAAAGGCUCGAGCAAUCAAGCUUAAAGUUAUUGCUGGUCACAGGAGCGGCGGGGUCAGGGAAGUCUAUGGCAAUCAGAAAGUUAAUCCUUGAUUGGGUUGAAGAGCGUUCCCACCAGCAUGUGUCCUUCUUGUUUCCUUUGCCGUUCAGAGAACUCAAAAAGUUUGAGGAUUCUGAGGUGUCCCUCGUGGAUAUAAUUCAAACACUCUACCCAGAAACAAAAAAACUGACAGAACAGGAUUAUAGAAGCGACGACUGCAAGCUAAUGUUUAUCUUUGACGGUCUCGAUGAGUACAAUGGCCCGCUUGACUUUCAAAACACUACGCUUGUCGGGGACCACACAGAGGCCACCACCCUGAACAUCCUCGUGGUCAACCUCCUCAGAAGUAGGCUGCUCUACCGCGCCCUAUUUGUGUUCUUCUCCCGGCCGCCAGUAAAGCGCUGCAUCCCUUGGGAUACGCCUCGUGAUCAGAUAGAAGUGCGUGGUUUCCAUGACUCUGAAAGGGAGGAGUACUUCAGGAAGAGAUUUAAGGACCCAAAUCAAGCAGCUCGAGUUAUUGCGUAUAUCAACUCCUCCAAAACCCUCCGCAUCAUGUGCCACCUGCCCUUGUUUUGCUCACUGGUGGCUGAUGAGCACCAGCACAUAUUUAAAGAGCAGGGAACAGGGGCAGAAGUGCCAAGGAGCAUCACCUACAUGUACACAAAGUUGCUGCUUGCACUCACACGUCAGCAUCACACAUUUAGAGCUCGAUAUUGUAGCCCAGAUAAAGAGAGAGACUUCCUCAUGAAAGUUGGAAAGUUGGCCUUCAACAUGCUGGAACAAGGCCAGUUCAAGCUCAAGAAGCCUAAGUGGCAAGAGCAUGGAGUGGAUGACACGGAGACAGUGAUCAAGAGCGGUCUGUGCAUGCAAUACAUCACAAAGACAAUGGUUUUCUAUCAGGAUAAAGUCAUCAGCUUUAUCCACCCCACCAUGCAGGAGUACCUGGCUGCCCUUUAUGUGUUUCUCACCUUCACAAAUCAGGGGAAGAACAUUUUUGAGCACCAGCUGAAAGACAAGGUCAGGGGAAUAUUCAAGGCACACAAAGUGAUGGAGCUGUACAAGAGCGCUGUGGACAGAAGCUUGCCGUAUGAGGACGGCAAACUGGACAUCUUCCUGCGUUUCCUGUUUGGCAUGGCUCUUAAGACCAACCUGGAGCUUCUCCAGCCAUUCUGCACAUCUUCUGUAAAGUGGCCAACAUUCAUUGAAGAUGCCGCUGCUCUCAUCCGGAAGAGGAUUAGAGAAAAUGAGUAUCCUGGCAGAAAUAGCAACUUGCAGUGCUGCCUGGACGAGCUGGGUGUGUGAGCCUCAGAGGCAGCAUCAGUUGAUCCGACUCUUUUAAACAGUGAUCACUGCGCUUAAUCAUUUUGAUGCAAAAUAAUUGUCAAGGCUUCCGCUGAAUUCUGAUGGGAGGAAAACUGUUCCAGAUGUGGAGGAACAGGUUUCUCUCCCGAUCAAUCAACAUGUGCACUAAUGGAGCUUUAGAACAAUUAAAAACAUAAUAACUUCUGAAGUUCAGCAGUAUACUGAUGUACCAGUGAUGUGAAAACAGAAUCCUUUCAGGUUUGGUGUGAGUUGAUGUGUGUUUAUAUAGAUUUAAAGAAGCUGAAGAUAUUACGUGGCCUUAUUUUGGGAGUUUAUUUUUUUUCCGUUUUCAUACAAUCAAAUGUUUUUGAUGGACAUUAUUAAUUAUUUCCUGUGGUGCCAGCUCAUGCUUGAUAUGUCAUGACAUGCUUCUUAAAAUGCCUAAUAUUUCUUUGCACUGUGUUUUUAACACAAUAUCAUAAGCAUUAUGAUUAUUGCUCUAAACCAAAAUUUUAUGGCAGAACUGAAAAUAUGUUAGAACUGAAUUAUUUUGUACUUUUAAGUGUUGCUGAUCACAAAUUAUUGCGUGUUGGCUGCUUGCAUUUAAGCUACAGUUGGUAACUUUUAUGACAAUAACUUUGCUUGAACUGUCACUAUACUCUGAAAGAAGUAAAUCAGGCAGACAGUCUGAAAAAAAAAUCACGUCCCACCUCGUGCUUGUGCUGCUUCCAGUAGCAUUUGAUAGAAACUACCACGGCACACCUAAAAUAACCAAUCAGAGCUGAUGAGUCCUAACGCAGCUGUCAGUGACUGCUUGUGCGGUCAAACUAGACAGCGCUGAUUACUGCAUUGCCUUGGGAGUAAGACAUUGUGUAAACCAGCUGCCAUGUUAGAAACAGUCAUCCCAAGCUCCAUGUACCAAGCACCACCCACUGGAUGCAGCAGCUUUCUUAUUUUAAGCUUAACAGUACGCUAAAAUAUAAUUCUGUAAACAUUUGAGAAAUAGGCAACGCAGUGACACAAUCUUGACUUACAUUGGUGAGCACUGCCUAGUUUGACAGUUUGACGGCAGUUCACGAGCAGUGAUUGACAUCUGUGUUAAAGACUCCUCAGCUCUAAUUGGUUGUUUUCAUUCCCAGGCAGCAGACCAUUACAAAUAUGAUUUGUUUUCACAGAUGAUGUCUCAUUUAGUGCUGUGUGAAUAUACAGACAGUUUCAGCAAAUAUGAUAAAAGUGAUUUUUGCAUGAAAUGUACCAACUUCAGCUUUAAAGGAUAACUUCGGUAUUUUUCAACCUGGGCUCUAUUUCCCCAUGUGUAUGUGUGUGUAUGAUUCAUAGGUACAACUCGUUUUAAAAUUGGUUCAGUAUUGAGGGAGGCGGAUGCAGCUGGGAGCCACGAAACGAGCUAAAAUGGUAACGGGGGCAAAUGCAUCCCGUAUAAGUUUGUGCAUUAAAAGUGCUGCGGUUCAGAUCGCCAGUGUUAUCUCUGUAAAUAGCAUACUAGCCUUUCCCUGACCCUUCACCUCCUGUGGGCUGUGUGAUGUCACGAGCUUUGCUCCACUGUGUCUGUAGCUCUCUCUACUCGUGGGACAGCCAUUUUCUUGAGGAGGAGGUGUUUCGGGAUUGGAUGUCUUCUCUUCUUCGGCUGGCAGUAGUCAUCUUGGGAGAAGUGAGCACUGCAGACCCGGUGGUCUGCAAGGCGCAGUGUCUGGACAGGAGUGUUAGCAUCCAUUUGUUGCACAACUAGCCACAA